UACUUCCUCUAUUCUUUCAUAGUUUGCUGUGAAAGCAGGUGUGGAGCAACAUCAAUGACAAUGUUUUCAUGAACCCUUUUAGAUAGUACACGACAUAAGAACGACAUAAUUGUGUUAUUUUCCAUUUUGCUGUCUGUGUGGGCUGAAGUUUGUUUUAUCCGCUAGUACUCGAACUCAGCAUAGUAGUGCGUCAUGCUGCGUUCGCGCCCGGCUUUGUAUAUCGUCGCUGGGGCUGUGACUGAACAUGUGAAGGCCACAUCAUUUUUAUCAUUAUUGCAGAAGAAUAAUCAAUGUUUUAUAGUUUGCUAAAACAUCUUAAAGGUGUGUUGCUUUACACCAACAGUUGUCAGUUUUAAUAGUCUAAUGGAAGCAUUUUCUUCUUGACAUACUGAAUUGCAUUUGGCCAUGUAAAACCACCAAUAAAAUGUGGCAUAUUUAAAUUCGAUAUGAAAGAUCGUAAUAUAACUUAUUUCUACACGAGUUCUUUCAGCCCUAUGGUUAAACAUGUACAUGCUAUCAACGGACACUUCCGGUAUCCAAUCACAGUCACCUGACUGCACAAAUGACCAUCAGAAGGUUGUGUGGAGUGAGUGAGCGCGAGCCGCCCGCUUUUUCUUAAACAGAUUUUCAUAAUGCGCGUGUUAAUUUGUGGACCUAAACUCGCCGCGUGCGGCAUGGUGCUGAGCACGUGGGGUGUCAUAAUGCUGGCCAUACUGGGGAUCUUCUUCACCACGCACUCGGCGGUGCUAAUCGAAGACGUGCCUCUGACAGAUAAAGACAUCUACGCAGAUACAAACCCUCAGCGGAUCUACGACCUAUACAACAAUGUGGGCUACAACUGUUUCAUAGCAGCUGCUGUCUACAUCCUGUUCGGCGCCUUCGCUUGUUGCCAGAUGAGGCUCAAUAAGCAGAAGGAACUGGUGCAUUAGUGCCUCCUGUUGGAUUGAGGAGCUCCCAGCAGUACCCACGACAGCUCGAGGGUGGCGUAAAGACAUUCACCUGUUCUCUGAUUACUGACCUGACUGUCUCGGGGUUGCACAUUCUCAAUGAGAAGCUAUAAGGGUGAGACUGAAUGCUGUGUGAGACCAAGUCACUGUUCUGCACCUUGAUGUAUUUAUUUGAGAUGAGAUUAAUUCUACCUCUGAGUGCUGAAAUUAUAAUAAGUUUGUUUAGUAAUUAUGAUAAUUGUUAAAGGCCCAGUGUGUUGGAUUUUAGGCAGCUCUAUUGGCAGACGUGGGUUUUCAUAAAGAAGGGAACGCCUAUACACAUGGAAUAUGGGGGUGAAGGCAGUCUGCCAUCUCAGAACUAAAUGCAGCUCAGUCCUACACACUGGACCUUUUUGAAGGUUGUUAAGUAUAUUGUCUUGACUUCCUCUUUCAUAGCUUCUGUACUGUACAAGGCAAUGUAUCUCUGACUAUGCCAGUAUCCACCUGCGUUUGGAAUAAUAAUCAUUAAAUCCAAGUUAUUUAUUCA
Molecule: messenger RNA, 1473 nt
Organism: Acanthopagrus latus (yellowfin seabream)
Lineage: Eukaryota; Metazoa; Chordata; Actinopteri; Spariformes; Sparidae
Gene: rnaseka
Product: ribonuclease, RNase K a
Exons: 4
Coding region: 633-929 (98 amino acids)
Molecular function (GO): RNA endonuclease activity
Source: RefSeq, a predicted model, not a curated record